Exophiala viscosa is the source of this 624-nucleotide messenger RNA. Its product is annotated as P-loop containing nucleoside triphosphate hydrolase protein. The record is from RefSeq and is a predicted model, not a curated record. Lineage: Eukaryota; Fungi; Ascomycota; Eurotiomycetes; Chaetothyriales; Herpotrichiellaceae. Gene Ontology annotation, cellular component: cytosol. Gene Ontology annotation, biological process: purine nucleotide metabolic process. Gene Ontology annotation, molecular function: GMP kinase activity. Bases 1 to 624 code for a protein of 207 amino acids. The transcript has a single exon.
AUGGCACCUACCGCAGAAAGAUAUCGACCGAUAGUCUGCUCGGGACCAUCAGGUACGGGCAAAUCCACCCUCAUCAAGAGGUUGUUCGAGAAGCAUCCCGAUCAUUUCGGCUUCAGCGUCUCCCAUACCACGCGAAAGCCUCGUCCAGGCGAGCAAAAUGGCGUACAUUAUCAUUUCACCACGCCUGAGGAGUUCGAGAAAAUGAUCGGGAAAGACGCAUUCAUAGAACAUGCCAAAUUUGGAGGGAACUACUACGGAUCCUCAAAGAAGGCGGUUCAAGAUGUUGCAGAGGGUAAAGGCAAGAGUAUAGACGGCACGACUGCUGAGGGCAAGAGAAUAUGCAUCUUGGACAUUGAAAUGGAGGGGGUCAAACAGCUGAAAAAGAGUGCUCUGAAUCCCAGAAUAUGCUUCAUACAACCACCCAGCGUUGAGAUCCUGGAACAAAGAUUGCGAGGCCGAGGCGACACAAGCGAGGACUCCAUACAGAAACGACUGUCCCAGGCCAAGAACGAGAUGGAAUACUGUAGGACUGAAGGAAAGAACGACAAGGUCAUUAUCAACGACGAUCUUGAGCGGACAUUCAAAGAGCUGGAUGAAUGGGUGAUGCAGGGCAUUCCUGCCUAG